Messenger RNA from Eupeodes corollae, 3843 nucleotides. RefSeq lists its product as uncharacterized. The record is from RefSeq and is a predicted model, not a curated record. Bases 929 to 3559 code for a protein of 876 amino acids. Gene Ontology annotation, cellular component: plasma membrane. The transcript has 7 exons. NCBI's taxonomy places the organism in Eukaryota, Metazoa, Arthropoda, Insecta, Diptera, Syrphidae. Gene Ontology annotation, molecular function: protein binding.
UACGAAUUCCGAUUUUAUUUUACUCUUGCAUAGUAUUCCAAAGUAGUUGGGUGUUUUUUCUUUUUCUUUUUGUUUUGGUUUUGGUUGUUUUUGUUUUUGGCUGUUUUAUACGCACGGAAAAUAAUAAAAUUUAAUGUAACUUUACUCGAAUUGAAAUAAAUAAAUAUGCAAGACGCCCGCGCGCCAUCUACUUUCAUUUAAAAAUCGAAAUUAAAAAUUAAUUUAUUUCCCCUUGUGAAUAAAAUAUCUAAGUUUAAUUCACGAUUGUAAUGUGGAAGUAGAGUGGAUUCAAAAACAUAAAAAUAGUAAAAUUAAGUUUGGCUGAAAUGUGCGAAUAAAGACAAUUGCAGAAAUACCAUGAAGUAAAAGAAGGAUACAACUUUUCGAGUCUUUUUUUUUUGGUAUUGAAGCCAAGUAAUACCGCAUCUUAGUUAUCUUUGUGCGCUCACGUAAUACCGUGAAAAGGUCACUUUAAAUCUUUGUGCUGUUUGAAUUUUAUUGUGUGUAUACUUUACGGUAUUUAUAAUUUUGAGUGGUUAUUAACAGUUGAAGUUUUUCAAAUAUCAAAACGUCAACGCUACCUUAUUGAACAAUUAAUCAGAAGUAUGUUACGCCCAUAAAAUACUUAAAACACCCAUAGCUCUAUGAACGAACAUUUCAGGGUUUCAAAUCCUUGGUUUUGGGUUAUAAAACUAUAAAGAGUGUUACACCUUAGUGUUUUUAUGUGGUUCGUUGGUGAAUAGUGAAUUUGAAAUAGUUGAAUCAUCAUCAUCAAUAUCAUCGUCAGCUCCAUCAGCAUCGAACAGACACAGAUCUUAUAAUAUUUUUGGUGUGUUUUAGAAGGUUUGAAGAUCAAUUAUAAAAUAAUUUGAAAGGAAAGAAAAAAAUAAACUAAGCAAAUAACAUAUCAUUAAGGAAAAACAAAGUCAUGAGUGAUAAAAUUCACUCUCAUUUAGUUGACUCCCAUGAAUUACAAUUAACAAUGUCAGUACCACAUCAACAAACAAAUCAAAAAUCACAACAUCAUGAAUAUGGACGUAACCUCAACCAAGAUAUUCAACUACAAGUAAUCAUAAAAGAAAAUGAGAGUAGUUUGCGUAGAACAAAGGCUAGCAAUAAGAAAUCAUCAUCAUCAUUAUCCUCAUCACCUGCAUCGGUGGCAGCAGCAGCGGCAACAGUGACAGCGACCGCAGCGACAACGGCAGCAGCGGCGACGGCGGCAUCAAUGAUUAAAAAACCUGUAACAAGAGCAAAAGACUUACAAUUACAAGACAGCAACAAGUAUGACGAUGGCGAUGACAACACCACAAUAAACGGCAACGGCCAAUAUGGAAAAAUAAAUCUAAAUCAGUGCAGAGACUUCCGUAUGGCUCAGCAGCAGAGGAAUGAUGAAAACCCAUAUGGAUAUGUUCCUGAAGUCCUUCAACAUCAUCCUCCUGCAAUAUUUUUAUCAUCCGAGAAAUCAGAUAAAAAAGCCAAAUGUUGGGAUUCAAUUUAUUUAAACGAAACAGUUGGAAAUUUAAUAUCGGACAAGCUUUUAGAACGCACCUGGAAAUAUCUCAAAUGGCCUUUGCUGAUAUUUGGUCUGUGUAUCUUCUUGGGCUUCAUCACUUAUACCUGUAUAAAUACUAGAAACACCAGAUCUAUAAAAUCAAAAUGCUUAAAUUUCACUAACAACAAUAAUUGCCUCCUAAUGAUGGAUGUUGCUGAAACUGAACCUAGAAAUAAAAAUAAAAUAAAUUCUAUUGUCACAAAAACUGAAGAGAAGUCCACCAUUGGAACAUAUUCAUCACAAAGCGAAACUACAUUUCAAGGGGAUGAGGAGGACAAGGAGGAAGAUGAAAAGAAAUAUGAAGAAAAAGAUCAGAAAAAUGUACACCCAAAAGAUGACGAAAAGGACGUAGAAGCUUCUGAGGCAGUUUUGACAGGAUCUACAACCCUUCUGAGACCCAUUAUUAUUCCACAAUUAACACACUCCAGCUACAGGGACAAAAACUAUUUGGAUAAAGGGUCUAAGAAUGACUACACAAUAAUUGAAAGAAAACCAGGUCAAAAAUAUGAAGGACCUUUAAUCCCACAAACAAAAGUUCAAAAACCCUAUGGGCAUGUUACGGCAGAAGCUAAGCCCACUAUAAGACCCUACGAUCAGGAGAGUAGUGUUGAAAAUGAAGAUAACACCGUGAAUAAAACUGAAGGAACCAAAGUCAUAGGCUUUACUUCUGGCCAUCAAAACAACUUUGGAAUUCCCAUUGAAGAAGACGAAAGAAUGUUAAGACUACUAAACGAUGAGCUCAUUAAGCUUGAAAAACAAACGGAGCAGACGAAUGUUGUUGGGCGGACUGAAAGCUCAUUAAUAGUAUCGCCUACUGUGCCACAAAUAAUACACGAAGUCCAAGAGUAUGUCACUCCCAGCAGUAGACCAGCCUUUGAAGAAAUUCAAUGCCAAUCAACAUCAUUGCCCAUGUGCCGAGGUGUUUUGCAAUACGAUUUGACAUCUUCCAAUGCCAAGAGUUUGUAUUUGAGUUCUGUGGAAUUGGAAGUGUUCGAAACGCUCAUCUCUUCUAACUGCUCGGCCAGAGCAAUUGAAUUUGUCUGCUCGAGUCUAGAACCGGAAUGCCGUCCAACACAAAUUGGCAUUCUCCAGCCAUGUAAAAGGAUUUGCAAAUCUAUUUUAGAGGCAUGCUCUAGCUUAAUUGCCAGCUCAGAUAUCCUCACAUACACCUUCGACUGUGAUAAAUACCCAGACUCAUAUGAUCGCAAUGUCUGCGAAGAUCCAACCCGAAGGAGCGAGUGCUAUGAAGAUGAAUUCAAAUGUGAAGACUUAUCUUGUAUUCCCAGCCAAUGGCAGUGUGAUAAUAUAAAGGAUUGCAGUGAAGGAGAAGACGAAUUGGGUUGUCUAGUUUGUAGCCCCGAAGAGUUUCGUUGUCGGUCGAAUGAGAAAUGCCUAACGGACGAGUACCGAUGUGAUAAGAAUGAAGAUUGUGAUGACGGAUCUGAUGAGCAUGAUUGUUAUGAGGAAAGCUAUGAAACUGAAGAUCCACAAUUGUUUCCGAGAAUCUUCUCGUUUGCCAGUUUUCUUCUGCCCAAUUAUACAAGUGAGAACGGUUUUACUACGGUAGCUGAUGAAGACCGUUUAGCAGCAGGAAGUGAAUUUAAUGAAUCGUUGGCAUCAGCUAGUGGAAGAAAUAUCUUGCAUACCACUUUGGACGAAAUCAAAAGGGGAUCGGUGAAUAUUUCAAGAAUAUUAGCCAACUUCCAGGAUAGUAAGGAAAUUAUGAUGACAAGUGAUUCCGAAAACAAAAUGAAAAUUUCCCAUAACAACGGAACCAGCAGCAACACCAGUAGCAACGUUACCCAUGAAGUGAAUAAAACUGAAAGUAAAAGUGAAUUCACAGCAUCACCUUCUUCUCCAACCUCAUGUUCCGGGAAUGAACUGAGAUGUGUAAGUGGAAAAUGCAUCACAGUUGAUCAACUUUGCGAUAAGGUAAUGGAUUGCCCUGAUGGAGAAGAUGAACUUAUGUGUACCUAUGAAGAACGUCCAAAACCUAAAAAGCCUUAAAAUCAAGACAAUCAAACAACGAGAAUUAAUGGUGCUGAUAAAAACAUAAACAUAAGAAAAAGUGGGAGUAUUAAUUUAAAAUUCAUAAUAAUAAUGUAUUUAUGUAAAUAUAUAGUUUGAUAUACUUUAUUUUUGUUGUUCCAUAUUUUGUGAAAUAAUAUUUUUCUUGAAAUCAUUUUAUGUACAUAAAAAGACAUACAUACAUGUUUAUAAGCAUUUUAAUAUAUGUAUUUUAUUAAAGUAUUUUUAAGAAAAAGUUGUUGUUUAAAUAAUAACAGUAAAAU